AAGCCCACAACUACAGCUAGGGUUUGGCUGAGUGGGGAAAUCCUGUCUCCGCGGGAGUAGAGAGCCCCACCCUCCGCCGCCGCCGGCUCUGAACUCGGAAGUGAUUUCUUGGCAUCGUCGUAUACUACGCAUGGGGAUGUUUGCGCUGAACCGCCUCAUGUCCUUGCAGCGCGACCGGCAGCGGCGUCGCUUGCAAAUCCGAGCCCGGUGUGGACUUAAUACAUCAAGGGGUAGAAGAAAGGGAUCACCCUGUCAACAAGGUGGCGAUGGAAAAUCUCAAGCUGCCAAAAUAAUGAGAAGUUCAAUCCCAGACCUUCCUGAGGAAAUAUUGUUUCUCAUACAUUGCUUGAUGCCAAUGCGUGAUGCUGCUCGUGCUGCUUGUGCAUCUCGUGCAUUUUUACAUUCCUGGAGAUUUCAUCCAAAUCUCAUCUUCAAUGAGGAUACGAUUGGCUUGAAGAUAAAUGGACGUGGAGAGAAUUUCCAUCACAAAGUUGGCCGCAUUCUUAGGAAGCACUCAGGGAUUGGCGUGAAAACGUUCAAUCUUGACUACAGUAACAUGUGCGGUUUUGAUGGUUCUCGUUAUUUUGACAGUUGGCUUCAGAUUGCUCUUAAACCAGGCAUUGAAAAACUUACCCUCUGGUUGCCCACAACAAAAAGAAUAUACAACUUCCCAUGCUCACUUUUAUCAGAUGGGGUUCGAAACUCACUUCAGUAUCUUCAACUUCAUAAUGUUGCCCUCCAUCCCACUGUUGAACUUGGCUCCUUGAGAAGUCUAACGAGUCUGCAUUUGAAUGAUGUGAGGAUUACAUGGGAUGAGUUAGAGUGCCUGCUUUGCAACUCUCUUGCUUUGGAACAACUGGUGCUGGAAUGCUGUGAGGAGAUUAUUUGCCUAAAGAUACCUUGUUCCCUACAGCGGUUCAGCAGCCUUAGGGUUAUUGGUUGCUAUAGACUUCGAGUGAUAGAAAGCAAAGCUCCAAAUCUCUCUAGUCUUAACCUUGCCGGACACAGGUUGAACUUUUCACAUGUGGAAACAUUGCAAGUGAAGAAACUAGCCAUGGAUCGUUCAAAUUUUAUCGGUGAUGCUCGUGGCAAGCUGCCAUCCAGUAUGCCGAAACUUGAAACUCUUGUCAUAAUUUCACAGAGUGAGGUGGUUGAUGCACCAACGCUGCCUACCAAGUUCCUCUACCUUAAGCACCUGACCAUCAAGUUGCUGUUAACACAUGUUUCGCGUCCAUAUGACUGCUACUCCCUGGUUUCUUUCCUUGACGCGUCUCCUUCCUUGGAGACUUUAGUAUUAGCUGUGUCUCAGCGACAUAUGUUGUAUCAAUCCGUUUUUGAGGAUUCACAACUGAGACAAAUUCCUGCACGCCACCAUGGCUGUCUCCGGAGCGUGAAGAUCUGUGGUUUCAGCUCUGCAAAGUGCUUGGUUGAACUAGCCUCUUAUAUUCUAAAUAAUGCGGUGUCACUUGAGUGUCUUACGUUGGACACCAUGUUUGGCUAUAGGUGUGGUGAAGGUAAGCAAAAAAAUUGUCAUAUCUUGGAAGCUGCUCUUUUCAAGGAAGCCCACAGAGCGCUCUUGGCUGUCAGAACAUACAUUGAGAAUAAAGUUCCAUCUACAGAUAAAUUAACUGUUCGGGAGCCUUGCAGGCAGUGCCAUGCUAGUGCAAUGUUUAUGUCUUAAGAGGAGGAAAAGGGCGGAUAUCAUCGGUCAUCAUGGCUAUUUCCAUUUAAUUUUAAUGUACAUUGAGAAUAAA
Molecule: messenger RNA, 1754 nt
Organism: Brachypodium distachyon (stiff brome)
Lineage: Eukaryota; Viridiplantae; Streptophyta; Magnoliopsida; Poales; Poaceae
Product: putative F-box/FBD/LRR-repeat protein At5g56810
Exons: 5
Coding region: 131-1681 (516 amino acids)
Molecular function (GO): protein binding
Source: RefSeq, a predicted model, not a curated record